AUGCCUAUUCCAACAGAAGUCGUUGGUUCUCUACCAAGACCAGAGUAUCUGCAAAAGGCUUACACAGACUAUGAUGCUGGGUCCAUCGACAAAGACUCCCUAGUCGCUGCGCAAGACAAGGCCGCCGAAGACUCCGUGAAAAAGAUGGCGCAAACAGGAGAAACCUUGCUUUCAGACGGAGAGCAACGUGCUUCGUCAUUUGCAACUUACCCUAUCAUCGAUACGCUCGGUGGCGCAGGCUUAGCCUCCAAUCUGGCGGCCGACGGUCAAUACUUCGCCAUCUUCGACGAUGGCCAUCACAGACAGUUACCGAGGUUGACAAGCGGCCCAUUGAAAUACAAAACGUAUGCCUACGAUAAUUUCAGGAAAAGCGCGCCGUAUGCAGAAGGCACAGGCCACGCGAUGAAGACAGCAGUCAUCGCCCCAAGCAUGCUCUACUUACUUUAUCCGCUCAAUGGUACUGUAGAAGGGUACAGCAAGGAGGACUUUGUCAAGGAUCUCGUAAACGAAUGCGGGAAGGACAUUCGCGGGUGCUUCUCAGCUGGCGCAAAACGGGUGUCUAUUGACUUCACAGAGGGUCGUCUGGCGAGCAAGAACGACCCCCGAAAUCCAUGGACAGGGGCAGAGCUCUUGAAGACCUUUGUCGACUUGAAUAAUGAGGUAUUGGACCGCUUCUCCGCAAAAGAGCGCGAGAACAUCGGCAUUCAUACCUGUCCUGGCGGCGACUGCGACUCCGUCCACUCAGGCGAGGUGCCUUACUCUAAUCUCCUCCCUUCACUAUUCGCAAUGAAUGCAGGAUACUUCCUGAUCCAACUCGCCUCCGAGAAGGACAAAAGCAGCAUCUACAAGCAGAUCGGCGAGAGUAUUCGGCGUGACGCCAACGGGGUGAAGCAGGUCGCUUUCAUCGGAGUCACGAACCCGCUGAAUCCGAAAGUCGAGACAGCGGAGGAUGUUGCGGCGGAUCUUGUUGAGGCCAGCAAGUAUAUUGCGAAGGAUCAAUUAGGGGCGACGGAUGAUUGUGGGUUCAGCCCUUUCAGUAUUGAUGUGAAGCCGAAGCAUGGGAGCCCUGACUUUGCGAGGGAUGUCGCUAUGCAGAAAAUCAAGGCAAGGGUGGAGGGGGCGAGGUUGGCAAGUGAGAAGUUGGGUAUUUGA
This is a messenger RNA of Bacidia gigantensis, 1152 nucleotides long. RefSeq lists its product as uncharacterized. The transcript has 2 exons. The record is from RefSeq and is a predicted model, not a curated record. Bases 1 to 1152 code for a protein of 383 amino acids. NCBI's taxonomy places the organism in Eukaryota, Fungi, Ascomycota, Lecanoromycetes, Lecanorales, Ramalinaceae.